This is a messenger RNA of Cladophialophora psammophila CBS 110553, 951 nucleotides long. RefSeq names its product alpha 1,3-glucosidase. The transcript has a single exon. Bases 1 to 951 code for a protein of 316 amino acids. Lineage: Eukaryota; Fungi; Ascomycota; Eurotiomycetes; Chaetothyriales; Herpotrichiellaceae. The record is from RefSeq and is a predicted model, not a curated record.
AUGGCAAGCCGUGCCAUCCGCAUUGGCUUCGUGCCCGAACACUACCUCCUCCCCCUUCAUUUCUGCAACAAACACAACCUGUUUCCCUCGUCCCUGCAGAUCAACCUUGUCCCGUUCCCCUCUGGCACUGGCCACAUGAUCACCUCCCUUCGCUCUAAGGAAAUCGACCUCGCAAUCGGGCUGACUGAAGGCUGGGUUGCCGGACUCCUUAAUCCCUCGGUUCAAGGACAGUCGCUACAAGAGAAAGGGUACUCGAUUGUCGGGUCAUGGGUGUCUACUCCUCUUCGAUGGGCCAUCGUCACCGGAAGAAAUCGAGACGAUAUUUCGUCCGUGGAUGAUCUGAAGCAACAUCGACGAGUGGGCGUCAGUCGGAUGGGCAGCGGUAGUCACAUCAUGGCCUUUGUUCUUGCACAACAGGAAGGGUGGCUUCAUCAGGCCAAGGACCAAGAGUCAGAGGGGCUCACGCUUGUGCCACUGGGACCCUUUAAGGAUCUUCGCGACGGAGUAACCGGGAACACUGCAGAUUUCUUCAUGUGGGAACAUUUCACUACCAAGCCCUAUUUCCACGGCGACGACACGCCCUUGAAGAAGAUUGGCGAGAUUUACACGCCCUGGCCGAGCUGGCAUAUCGCUGCUUCGACUGACGCAUUUCCCGACCCGCGCUCGGAUGAGACCCUGAAGCAGAUUUUCGAUGCGUUGGAUAAGGGCAUCAAGAUGUUUAACGAGGAUCCAGACGCUGGCAUCAAGAUGCUCGGGACAGGUGAGGCGGGUUGCCAUUAUUCUGAGGAGGACGGUCGGGAGUGGUUGAAGGACGUGAAGUUUGUGCAUGGGACGAGAGGGGUGGAUGCAGGGGUGAUGGAGGGAGUGGUGGAUGUUCUCAAGACGGCCAAUAUCAUUGACGCCAAUGUAGUGAUCCGAGUGGGGGAUGGAGUCAUUGGGAUUGCGAAGUAA